Pecten maximus is the source of this 1628-nucleotide messenger RNA. Its product is annotated as spondin-2-like. The record is from RefSeq and is a predicted model, not a curated record. Lineage: Eukaryota; Metazoa; Mollusca; Bivalvia; Pectinida; Pectinidae.
AUAUCUUAGCUGACCUUUGACCCUAUCCUCAUCUAACCUUUCUCACAGCAGAUGAGAGAUACGGAAAAAUAAUUAACCUAUAUGUUGGACACGUUAAUCCAGCCUCCCGGACGUCCGUGUAUAUAAGCAUUCUCUCCAUAUCCACGCGUACCAUACCGAACAGCAUCAGCAACCCGCACGGACGUCUAACACACCGAAACAAAUACGAUAUACGAUUUCCGGAUCGAAGAUAAUUAACUGAUUUACGUUCGUGUUGACUGAUUUUGAAUUCACAAAUUCCAGCAGUUAUUCUAGUAUUUAAAUAGACUAACUUGUAAUCAAGCUAAGGGCAAUGGAUGUCCAGUUUGCUAUACUUUGCCUGAUUGCAGUCGGUCUUCUACUGGUCAAUGUAGUGGACACUCGUCCCAGGAAGGCCAAGAGACGUGGUCGAUGUCAACCUAAGAUGUUAGCGGAGUACAAUCUGACGUUCUACGGAGACUGGUCCCCAAAGAAGUUCCCUCGAUUGUACCCUCGUGUCAGACCCCCAGCACAGUGGUCAAAACUCGUCGGUCGUUCCCAUGACAACACGUACCAACUGUGGACGUUAGGCGCAAACGCAAGUGACGCGGUCAAGGCUUUUGCUGAGGAUGCGGAUUCAUCGACACUGGAUCAGGACGCGCAGGCGUACAGGGGCAUCUUCGACUCAUUUACCGCCGCUCCGAUAGAGAGUGGGAUGGGGCGAUCCGCAGUCCGCUUUCUGGCAGACGGUCAGCACACGAAGAUGUCCUUUCUUGUGAAAAUUGUGCCCAGUCCAGACUGGUUUGUGGGAGUUGCCUCCCUUGACCUCUGCCGUAAUGGACGAUGGAGAAAGCAAAUUAAUGUGGAUCUUGUUCCACUUGAUGCGGGGACUGACCAAGGACUAACGUUUACAUCACCGAACUGGCCAAACAUUCCGGCUGAACCUAUCAGUCAGAUCACCAAUACACAACCCAACCAUCCAGCCAGUUCCUUCUUUUACCCGGAACAGGAAACGUUACCACGAAUUGGUCAUAUUGUUAUCACGGAAGUUGCCGAAUACAGACGAAGGGGGCGGAAGCUGGAUGCAUCGCCUACUGGACCAAACGUCGUGAUAUUUGACCCGGAAGAGGAUGAAGAUUAUCAUGAUAAUGGUUUAAAUAUUGGUGGGCUAACAGCAGUGUCUGGAUCUACAGGCGCCGGAAAUGACGUUGAAGAAAACGGUAAGCCCCAAGACUGCACAGUAUCAGAGUGGAGUGAAUGGUCACCAUGCUCAAAGACUUGUGGAUUUGGAGUUCAAACACGAUCACGUGACAUUAUUCUGUUCCCUGUAAAUGGCGGAUACGGAUGCCCAAGACUAACAGAACAAAACACAUGUGGGAGCAUGCGCAAAUGCAAAUGGGGUCAUUUUGAUUAUCUUAUUUAAAAGAUCUGGUUGAUUAGGAAGCGUCGUCUAGACAAAGUUGUUGUUUUUGUUGACUAAUUUAUUGUUAAGUUUCAAUAGUGAUUUGAUAUGAAAAUUUACAAUUUUUAUUUUUUAUACUUGGUGUAGAAUGAUAAAACUGUAUAGUUUAAAUAAGGUGUGUUGUCUGAUGUGAUCUCUUGUGAAAAUAAAACUUAAGAAUCUAAUCUGA